Aspergillus oryzae RIB40 is the source of this 1737-nucleotide messenger RNA. It is a transcript of the gene nop58, whose product is annotated as RNA-processing protein NOP58. The record is from RefSeq and is a predicted model, not a curated record. The transcript is spliced from 3 exons. Bases 1 to 1737 code for a protein of 578 amino acids. Gene Ontology annotation, molecular function: snoRNA binding. NCBI's taxonomy places the organism in Eukaryota, Fungi, Ascomycota, Eurotiomycetes, Eurotiales, Aspergillaceae. Gene Ontology annotation, cellular component: small-subunit processome; box C/D methylation guide snoRNP complex.
AUGACGCUGUUUAUCCUCACCGAAACCAGCGCGGGUUAUGCCCUGCUCAAGGCCAAAGACAAGAAGCUUUUGAAGAGAGAUGAUCUGGCUACGGAGGCUGCGACGGCAGAGGGUGUUUCGAACCUUGUGAAAUUGAAGAGUUUCCAGAAGUUCGACAGCGCUGCUACAGCCCUGGAGGAAGUUGCUUCUCUUGUUGAGGGCAAGGUCACCCCUCGUCUUGCCAGCCUUCUUGACGAGGUCAAGGAUGAGAAGAAGGUCUCUUUGGCCGUUGCGGACCCGAAGCUUGGAAAUGCCAUUGGCAAACUUCCCGGUCUCGAUAUCCAACUUAUCGCCGACUCGACCACCACUGAUAUCUACCGUGCUAUCCGUGAACAUCUCCCCACAUUAAUCCCAGGCCUCGCCCCUCAGGACAUGUCCACCAUGUCUCUGGGUCUUUCCCACUCCCUUGCCAGACAUAAGCUGAAGUUCUCUCCCGAUAAGAUUGAUACUAUGAUUGUACAAGCCAUUGGUCUGCUGGAUGAUUUGGAUAAGGAGCUCAACAACUAUGCUAUGCGUGUGAAGGAAUGGUACGGCUGGCACUUCCCUGAGCUGGCUAAGAUUCUCAACGACAACCUGGCCUAUGCGAAACUCGUUCUGAAGAUGGGCAUGCGCACUAACUGGGAGUCCUCUGAUCUCGCCGAGAUCCUACCCGAGGAGCUUGAGGGCUCUGUCAAGGCUGCCGCGGACCGCUCCAUGGGUACUGAGAUCAGCGAGGAGGAUCUGGAGAACAUUCAGGCUUUGGCUGAGCAGGUUGUUGGCUUCACGGAGUACCGUCAGCAACUUGCCGGUUAUUUGACCGCCCGUAUGAACGCCAUUGCGCCUAACUUGACUGCUCUUGUUGGCGAAUUGGUUGGCGCCCGUCUCAUCGCUCACGCCGGUAGCUUGACCAAUCUCUCCAAGAGCCCCGCCAGUACCCUCCAGAUUCUUGGAGCCGAGAAGGCCCUUUUCCGUGCCCUGAAGACCAAGCACGACACCCCUAAGUAUGGUCUCAUCUACCACGCCUCCCUCAUCGGCCAGGCUACUGGCAAGAACAAGGGUAAGAUGGCCAGAGUUCUCGCUGCCAAGGCCUCUCUUGGUAUCCGUGUGGAUGCCCUUGCUGAGUGGGAUGAGGAUGCUACCGAGGAGGAUAAGGCUGCCCUGGGUAUAGAGGCUCGUUUCAACCUUGAGAGGAAGCUGGCUGGAAUGGAAGGCAAGCCCCUUAAGCCCCGCGGUGUGACCAUUGCUCCCAACGGUACACCUGCACAGGCCAAGAAAUUUGAACUCAACGAGGCCAGGAAAUACAACGCUGAUGCCGAUGCUGUUGAUGAGCCUUCUUCUGCCAAGAAGCAGAAGAAGCUUGUUGAAGAGGUCCAGGAUACCGAGAUGGCCGAUGCUGAUUCGGAUGCAGAGGCUGACUCAUCUGAUGAGUCGGAAGAGGAAUCGAGCAAGAAGAAGUCCAAGAAGAGCAAGGACGCUGACCUUGAGAAGAUGGCCGAGAAGGCCGGAUUGAGCCUCAAGCGGUACAAGCGCAAGCUUGAGCGCGGAGAGAUCGAGUUCGAUGCCGAAGGCAACCCUAGCUCAAUCAGCAAGAAGGAUCUGAAGAAGGCCAAGAAGGAGGCCAAAAAGGCUGACAAGGGCGAGGAGAAGAAGCGCAAGCGGUCCGACGACAAUGAGGACAACGAGAAGAAACAGAAGAAGAAGAAGAAGAAGGACGAGUAA